This is a messenger RNA of Anguilla anguilla (European eel), 4588 nucleotides long. It is a transcript of the gene map3k10, whose product is annotated as mitogen-activated protein kinase kinase kinase 10. Gene Ontology annotation, biological process: positive regulation of apoptotic process; protein phosphorylation. Gene Ontology annotation, molecular function: JUN kinase kinase kinase activity; ATP binding; protein binding. Lineage: Eukaryota; Metazoa; Chordata; Actinopteri; Anguilliformes; Anguillidae. The coding region runs from base 1 to 3204 and encodes 1067 amino acids. The record is from RefSeq and is a predicted model, not a curated record. The transcript is spliced from 11 exons.
AUGGACCCCUAUGGCAGAAUGAGCGGCACCACCGCCCCAUUGCCCUGUGCGAGCUGCGGGGGCUGCCUGCCCCCCUCCGCCUCCUGUGCCCCUCCCCCCAGCGACGCCCAGCCACCCUGCCCGUCGCUGGCAGAGAACGGCAGUAGUUGGAACUCCUCCACGCUGUCCUCCUCCGGCUCGCCUGACUCCCACCCCCACCACCUCCACCAAUGCGGCCCCAACCCCUUCUGGACAGCGGUGUUUGACUAUGAGGCCACCGCAGAUGAGGAGCUGACGCUGCGGAGGGGGGACGUACUGGAGGUACUCUCCAAAGACUCAAAGGUGUCUGGGGAUGAGGGCUGGUGGACGGGGAAGAUCCAGGACAAGGUCGGCAUCUUCCCCUGCAAUUACGUGACGAGGCGGGAUGGCGGCUACCAGCCGCCGCUGCCCCCAGAGGGCCUGGUAGGGGGCGGCGACUGCCCCCUGGAGAUCGAUUUCGCGGAGCUGCGACUGGAGGAGGUGAUCGGCGCAGGCGGGUUCGGGAAGGUCUACAGAGGGGUUUGGCGGAAUGAGGAAGUGGCGGUUAAGGCGGCGCGGCAGGACCCGGACGAGGACAUCAGCGCCACGGCGGAGAGCGUCCGGCAGGAGGCCCGGCUCUUCUGGAUGCUGCAGCACCCCAACAUCAUCGCCCUGCAGGGGGUGUGCCUGAAGGAGCCCAACCUGUGCCUGGUCAUGGAGUACGCCCGCGGGGGCGCCCUGAACAGGGCGCUGGCUGGGAAAAAGGUCCCUCCCAGGGUGCUGGUCAACUGGGCUGUGCAGAUCGCCACUGGCAUGGACUACCUGCACAACCACACCAUCGUACCCAUCAUUCACCGAGACCUGAAGUCUAGCAACAUUCUGAUCCUGGAGCAGGCCGACAGGGAGGACCUGUGCUGGAGGACACUGAAGAUCACGGAUUUCGGGCUGGCGCGAGAGUGGCACCGCACCACCAAGAUGAGCGCGGCGGGGACCUAUGCCUGGAUGGCCCCGGAGGUCAUCAAACUGUCCCUCUUCUCCAAGAGCAGCGACGUCUGGAGUUUUGGCGUGUUGCUAUGGGAACUGCUGACAGGCGAGGUGCCGUACCGGGAGAUUGACGCCCUGGCGGUGGCAUACGGCGUGGCCAUGAGCAAGCUGACCCUGCCAAUCCCGUCCACCUGCCCCGAGCCCUUCGCCCGCCUGCUGGAAGAGUGCUGGUGCCCCAACCCGCAUGGGCGCCCAACUUUUGAUAGCAUUCUGAAGCGGCUGCUGUCCAUCGAGCAGUCGGCCAUGUUCCAGAUGCCCCUGGAGUCCUUUCACCUGCUGCAGGAGGACUGGCGCGUGGAGAUCCAGCAGAUGUUUGACGAGCUGCGAGCCAAGGAAAAGGAGCUGAGGUCCUGGGAGGAGGCGCUAGCACGGGCAGCGGAGGAGCAGCGCGAGCAGGAGGAGCAGCUUAGGCGGAGGGAGCAGGAGCUGGCGGAGCGGGAGAUCGACAUAGUGGAGCGCGAGCUCAACAUCAUCAUCCACCAGAUGUACCAGGAGAAGCCUCGAGUCAAGAAGCGCAAGGGCAACUUCAAGAAGAGCAGGCUGCUCAAGCUGGGCCGCGACAGCAACCGCAUCAGCCUGCCAUCUGGAUUUGAGCAUAAGAUCACAGUGCAGGCCUCCCCCAGUGUGGAUAAGAGGAAGCCACAGGGCAGUGAGAGCACCACCCCUCCCGCCAGCCCUGGAAUCAUUCCCCGACUGCGGGCCAUACGCUUGACACCCAGUGACGGAAGUAAGACCUGGGGCCGCAGUGCCGUGUGCAAAAAGGAGGACCUGGCAGCCAAUAAGAAGAAAGGCCGCACCUGGGGGCCCAGCUCCACCCACCAGAGAGAGCGGCUGGGCGGAGAGGACAGGCUGAAGUCUCUCGGCGAAGGGUGUAAGCAGUGGUCCUCCAGUGCCCCAAAUUUGGGCAAGUCCCCCAAACACAUCCCCAUGAGCGGCGGUUUCUCCAGUCUCAACGAAAUGGAGGAACACUCAGACUCCCAGGAGUCCCCGGUGUCCCAGCAGCCCUCGGAGGCGGACAGUAACGGCGCGCUGGAGGAGGGCGGGGCCUCGUGGGUGGGGGCGGGUUCUGGGACGGGGGCCCAGGAUUCGGCCCGCCGCUGCGGCCAGCGCAAGAAGAGUGACCUCAUCCUGCUGAGCUGUGCCUCCCUGCUGGCCUCCGUGGCCCUGGGGCAGGACCUGGCCCAGCUGGGACGCCUGCAGGUAUGCCAGGAUGAACAGGAGCAGAGGGAGGAGCAGCGUAAGAAGAAGGAGGGGCUGUUCCAGCGGGCGGGGCGCUUCCGCCGAAGCACCUCCCCCCCAAGCCGCACCCUGUCGCUCUCUCUGUCCCACGGGCGGCACCACGAAUCCACCCUGCCCAACCUGGACCCCUCGCCUUCCGUCACCCUCCUCUCCCUCUCCUCACUGUCCGACUGCAACUCCACCAAGUCUCUACUGCCCUCCGACCCUGACGACCCCUUCCUGACCCCCACCGGCCCCGCCCCGGGCCCCGCCCCCUCCCCCAGCCCCGCCCUCAACCCCCUGCUGGACCUGCGGGCCGAGAGCUUCAAGCGGGAGCCCAACCAGUCGCUGACGCCCACGCACGUGUCCGCCACGCUGGCCGUCAACCGCGGCCACCGCCGGACCCCGUCCGAUGGCGCCAUCCGACCGCGCGCCCAGACAAUGGGUCACCGACGCACCCCAUCCGACGGCAGCGCGCCCCUAACCCCCACCCCCAGCCCCGCGGCGCCACCUACAGGUUCCCGGGACACUCUGGAGAUCCCCCGCCUGCCCGACCCCUCCUCCCUCUUCCCGCCGGCGCAGCGUCGCAAGGCUCCCCCUCCGCCCCCGCCCGAGCGGGAAAGCCCAGCUGGGGGCGGGGGCACCCUGGAGCGGCCCAAGACCCUGGAGUUCGCCCCCCGGCCGCGGCCCACGCCGGUCCGGGCGCGGGCAGACCCCUGGAGGCUGGGCUCCCUGUCCCGAACGCUGAGCUCGUCCCCCGGCAGCAGCUGCGACAGCCCGCUGGGGUCUGCGGAUGGGGGCGUGGCUGGGGGCGGGGCUACUACAGGUACGAGCCAGCCCACCCUGCUGGACAUGGACACUGAGGGGCAGAGCCAGGACAGCACCGUGCCCCUGUGUGAGCAGAACGCCCCUCCCUCGACCCUCUGUGGGCAGAACAUCUCCUAGCGAACACCUCCAAACCCCUCACCCCCUCUUUUCCUGUUCAUUGCUGCUUACCCACCUUUUAUCCCCCAACCACCCAGGCCCAUCUCCGUUCUCUCACACACACAGACAGCAUACCAAGACUGCACGGGCUCGACCAGUGUUGCCUCUUGUACUUAAUGUUAAUUUAUUCCUUGGGAGUGGACUACUCUUAUUUUUUAUAUAUAAAUAUAAUAGUCUGCAUUUUAUUCAUUUUUCAAGCAUUAUUCCUGCCAGUGUGUACAUGAAUGCUUUUGAAAAGCUGUUUUAUGUUGGCUAGGUAAGGGCGUUGUGUGCGACAGUAAAUCGAGGGUUUAACACACUGCAUCAGUAAUCUACUGGAAUGCACUCUUCACAAGACCUGGAACGGAAUUAUUAUCAUUAUUUAUUAGCAUAAGCUGAAAGAAUGCAGUGUGGAUAACCCUUGUGUCCAUAAGGAUGUACCGCUAGUAGGCCUAUUCGUAAUAUGGAUAUAUGUGUGCCUGUGAGCGUUAUGUAGCAGAAGACACAAGCGUGAAGAAUACCCCGUCCAUAAUUUUCAUUCCUUAAUUAUACUGUACAUUUUUGCUGUUUACAUACAGACAACAUUCCCUCGUUCUCUCCUAUUAAAAACCGCGGACAGCUUGGCAGUAGGGUACUGCACAGCUAAGCCGGGAAAAGGGAGAGGGACAUGGGGGGGAGGUGGGCAGGAAAAUGAGGGUUUUAUCACAACGCACAAUGCGUGCAUUUCACAGCAAACAGCUUUCAUAGCUCUUUGAAAACUACCUGUUUUCUACGUCAACUUACCAAACAUUCCUUUCGGAGAACGGCACCUUCAAAUGGACGUUAUUCGUGUUAUUCUCCCACCAAGCACUCUGGAGGAGUGAAAAAGAGGCACGCCGACACAGCAGGAAAAAGUGUUUCUGGCCAACACCGGGUGAAACCAUGCGCGAGACUUGCGGAUCUGGGUUCUGCGCAACUUCUGGAGCAGCAUGGGGACUUUAAAAAAAAAUGUAUGGGGGUAUUUUUAAUUGUCAUUAUUUGUACGAGAUUAUUUUAAGUAGCAGGAUCUAAGGAACUGAACCAGUUAUAUUUUCAUCUGAGUGAACUGAGAACACUGAAUAUUUAUUAUUACUGUAAUGAUCAAGAAAAUCGUCGUUCAUCAUUGCUGUUGUCUUUAGCCUCUUCCCAGGAAUUUCUGUAUAUAUUUGUAGAUACAACGGAAUCCAACCAACUACCCAAGCAACAACUACCUUUGUUGGACACCUGACUGAUGUUCAUAUAUGGAGUUUUUGAUUUGAACUUGUGACGUUUGAGGCUAAAUGAGUGUGGCAGUCUGAUGAUAAAGAUUAUUAAUUAAAGUGUGAAUAAAAUAAAAUGUAAAAAACAG